This is a messenger RNA of Toxotes jaculatrix (banded archerfish), 5955 nucleotides long. RefSeq names its product terminal nucleotidyltransferase 4A (gene tent4a). Gene Ontology annotation, molecular function: mRNA binding; poly(A) RNA polymerase activity. The transcript is spliced from 13 exons. Gene Ontology annotation, cellular component: TRAMP complex; nucleolus. Gene Ontology annotation, biological process: RNA 3'-end processing. Bases 169 to 2655 code for a protein of 828 amino acids. Lineage: Eukaryota; Metazoa; Chordata; Actinopteri; Toxotidae. The record is from RefSeq and is a predicted model, not a curated record.
GCCACUUUAUCAAUGGUCCUAAUUCGGUUUAAUGUUUAAAUACUUAUCUUUCCGUAACCCCGGACAGUGUAGCGACCUUUGAAAGGUCCAGGAAGCGGCGCAGAUUCACAACGGCCUCGCUUGCUUUAGUUAGAUACUAGUAGGGGGGAUACCAGAGAAAGAAGUUGAAUGGAUCCGAGGGUAGCUUGGAUUCAGCCCGAACAGAAAGGACCUGCGAACGCCUUAUGGAUGCACGUCUGGGAGACCUCUCAGGGAGUACGGACGCUCAGUGCUCAGCAACAGCUCCACAAUCAAAACCACAACCAGGGUGUGAGUUACGCUGCGUUGGAUGUUUUAAAAAAUGUGGCGACCGCGGUGGCAUCGAGCAAGAGCAUUUGCAGCAGCAACGGUAACGUUACUGCCAGUCGGAGCAACGGCAGCAGCCAUCACAGCAUCAUGAACGGCACUACUAGUAUUAACGGCACUGCGAUUUCCUCGCUGGGGGUAGCACUGUCCAACGGGAACGUACACAACUCUUUCACUACGGCAAACACCGCUGAACCAGGUGAGGGCAAAAUCCUUCCUCAGAAGACGGGAUCUGUCUCCUCCUCGUCCUCCUCACAGGAAUCCGGGACGGACAGUCCCCCCUCCAGCUGCUCACUUGAGAGGACUAUGGGUGGAAAUGUAACGGGCAACAUUAAUAAAAACGUCGGGGGUGCCAAUAUGCUCUUCAGUUCGAGCGACAACAUGGACAAUAAUGUCAACCUUUACCACCACCACCACCAUCACCGUCACCUACAGGAGCACCCGGCUUUCAAUUUACAGCAGAUCUGCGUGAAGCGUCACCAGGUUCACCCCUCUGUACCUGUAAAUCACACACACAAUCACCACCCAGGCCGAAGGAAAAGCGACAACAAGGCGAGCACUUAUGGGAUGAAUUACUUGCUUUCAAACUGCACUAAUGGCAAUUAUGCGAGCACUUGGACGCCCUGGAAGACGAGGAAGUACAGCCCUGGGGUCAUCGGACUCCACGAGGAGGUGAUGGACUUCUACAACUUCAUGUCUCCUCGGCCAGAGGAAGCAGCUAUGAGGAAGGAGGUGGUGAACCGGAUAGAGAUGAUCAUCAAGGAGCUGUGGCCCACUGCAGAUGUCCAGAUAUUUGGCAGCUUCAGCACAGGACUCUACCUUCCAACAAGUGACAUUGACUUGGUGGUGUUUGGGAAGUGGGAGCGCCCCCCACUGCAAGAGCUAGAACAAGCUCUUCGCAAACAUAAUGUGGCUGAACCUUUCUCCAUCAAAGUGCUGGACAAGGCUACAGUGCCAAUCAUCAAGCUGACAGACCAGGAGACUGAGGUAAAGGUGGACAUCAGUUUCAAUGUGGAGACUGGAGUUAAGGCGGCAAGCUUCAUUAAAGACUACGUAAAGAAGUAUCCAGUGCUGCCUUACCUGAUCUUUGUACUGAAGCAGUUUCUGCUGCAGAGAGAUCUAAACGAAGUCUUCACCGGGGGCAUCAGCUCUUACAGCCUCAUCCUCAUGGUCAUCAGCUUUCUACAGCUCCAUCCUCGUAUCGAUGCCAGGAACCCUAAUGAGAACCUGGGGUCCUUGCUGAUCGAGUUCUUCGAGUUGUACGGCCGCCACUUCAACUACUUGAAAACAGGGAUUCGCAUCAAACAGGGAGGUGCAUACAUACCCAAAGAGGAGAUCAUGAAGUCCAUGACAAAUGGAUACAGGCCAUCCAUGCUCUGCAUUGAGGACCCACUGCUUCCAGGUAAUGAUGUGGGGAGGGGUUCCUAUGGUGCCAUGCACGUCAAGCAGGUGUUCGACUAUGCCUACACUGUCCUGAGUCAUGCUGUGUCACCACUUGCACGGUCCUAUCCCAACAAAGACUGUGAAAGCACCUUGGGCAGGAUAAUCAGGUUGACCCAGGAAGUGAUUGACUACAGGGAAUGGAUCAUUAAGAAGUGGGGGGGCCGGGAUCUGACGCGAACAGACAACAGAGUUUCACCUCCCAAGGAGCCAGCAUCGGAGCAGGAGCCCGGCUGUGUGCUGGGUGGCGGUGUCGGGUCGGAGGAGCAGCAGAGGGACUCAGUGUCGCCCCACAGCGCAGACUCCCCCAUGUCCAUCUCCAGCCCUCAACAGCACUCGUCAGCCUCCUCUGUCUCCUCGCUGUCUGGAUCAGACAACGACUCUGAUUCAACGUUGCCGUGCUCCGUGCCUCCGCCAGCCCUGCCACCGUACCCAUCUUUCCCGCCUCUGGGCGUAGCUUUGCCACCAGGACUCAAUAUGGGUACUGGCAAACCCGGAAUGGGAGGACACCAUCUGCUCAUGCCUCCAGUCUCACAGGCUCGCCUCUCACUGCCCGGUGGUCUAGCAAUGCACUCCAUACCUGGCAGACAGGUGUGUAUAGACACCGGGCUCCCCCCCUUCUUCCACAUGCCCCCCCCAGCCCAUGCUCAUGCCCCUGCCCCUUCCAGCCCCCAGCCUCCGCCCAGCCCCCACUCCAGCCACACACACAAGAACGGAACCAAGUUCAACGUGAAGGGCUUCCACAACCCACCGCUGGUCAACAACCCUGUUCUAGUUAACCGCGGACACACUCACACGCACACACAGUAUCACCGCAACACUUGGCGACGCAGAAAGAGGGACAGCCUACCGGUUAGCCUCAGCAGAUAGAAACCACUCCUCUUCCCGUAACCUUUCCUCCCUUUCCACCUCUCUGGCUGCAAAACCCUGGCUCUUCGUUCGUCUCGAAGGAGGAUGGACAGGCAGACAGAGAACCAGAGACCAGCAGUUUUCAUUCUGGGGCUGCCACGACAUGGAACAACAGCCCUCAGCUCUGCAUCUUCCUCCUACUAUCUCUACCUUCCCAUUUCUGCAUGACUUUUGUUCACACUUUUGUAGUUUCAGUAUUGUGUUAUUUUCAGUAUUUUGUUCUUCUCACCUUUGUUUCAGGUCUAUUCCUGAUUUUUUUUUUCUUUCUUUUUUUUUGCUAUUGGACUUGGUGCCAUCGCCAGGUUCACUUGACCUCGCCUCAACUCUUGCAGCCAAGCUGCCUGAGGUUCAGUGUUAAUUUCCUUUUAUUUUUUAACAGUUUAUACACUUACGAACAAACUGUUUUUCAUUUUGUGCAAUAAUGUUACAUUUCUUUUUGGAACUAAAGUAAAUGCUUAUUUAAUUUGGUGUGUGUAUGUAAAGGCAUUUUUAUACUGUUAUUUUAUUUUUGUAGAGUUUUAAAUUUUUGUUUACGAAACCUUUCCCCAGGCAGCAUCUCUGGAGUGUGUGUGUGUGUGUUUUUGUGUGUCCAUCAGUUGAUAUUUCUGUUUGUGUGUGCGUGUGUGUGUGUGUGUGUGUGUGUGUGUGUGUGUGUGUGUGUGUGUGCAGGAGUGUGCACUCCUAUCUGUCAUCAGGUUGAGAUGGACCGUAGUUUGCAGGCCUCCCCUCUUCCUCUUCUUCUCUCCCCUCUUUGCUUGUGUUGUUUUGUUUGAGAAAGAGAAGUGGAGCAGAAAGGGAUACGGAGCUCUUAUCUCCAUAUUCUUUCCAUUUUCCUUCAUCUGCCUCGUAAAAAUGGGCGAGGUUAACGUGAAAUUCACCAAGGACGCUUUGUUCCUCAGUCCAGUUAGUCUAAGGCAUCCUGGAGGGAAGUGGAGGGAUAAAAUUGCACCCUGAGAUAUCCUGAGAAACGACAGGAGAGGAUUUACUUCGGUUUUGGCCGAAAGGUGGUAGCUCCUGAGCAGAUUGUGUGUAUGUGUAUACUUCUCUACAUGAGUGUGUCCCCUUGUGGGACCGUGCUGUUGCCACAUAUUGUCAGUCAGGGGGAAGGCAGGCGGAGGCCUGCUCGUGGAGGUGAUUUUAAAAGAAAAGCUUCGAGAUGGUGCAGGAUUUUGGCCUGAGAGAGCUUGUACUGUUAAAUUCAUAUGCUAUUGUGUUUUCAUUUUUGUGCUUGUCUCUUUUUAUUACAUGUUGUAGGAGGGGUUGGGGCCAAGAAGGCAACAGCUUAUCUGACUUGAAUUUGAAGAUCAAGAUUAGGGUAAGAGGGCAUGAAAGCCACUGAUUCCAAGUCAGAGAACUCCUCAGAUGCUAACCCUCCCUAGUUGAGGGACGUGGUUGUGGAAAUUUGAUCCCAGGGCUGAGGUCAACUGUGGCCCACAGCUGCAAAUCAGUGAAGACCAACACUAAGAUGCUCAGCGAUAAGGUUCCUCCUUUGUGGUCCUGGACAAAGGAGAAGGAGGGAGGGUUGGGUGGGGGGCUCUUCCUGAACCAAGGACCCUAAUGAAAGGGAAUUAUAUUUUGAUUCCAUUCAGGAAUCUUGUGUAUAUUUGAUUGCCAGGUACUUCCGCUAAUUGUUUGCAAUGCCUUUCUUUGUGUUUACUUGGAGUGUGUGUACGUCGUAUUCCGCGAGCACACCCUGUCACACAUAUACACACACUCACAGACAGGACUGUCAAAGGCUGUGACUCGCCCAGAACACUACACAUGCUGGUGUUAUUACUAUGCAAGUGGAUUAUUCUAAUUAUUGUGUCAACACUCUUGUUUUUUUUCCGUUCGGGGGUUAUGUUCCGAUGACAGACACUACUUGUUGGACUGGUGCAAUGUUACCGACUGUAAGACUCUUGAGCCAACUCAUGUGAACGACAACCCCCAUCUCCCGACCCCCUUGUAUUUGUACGAAGGUCCUGAUAUGUUUAAAAGUCUAGUUUUCUACAUCUAUCGGUCAAAUGUAAGGAACGGAGGAUGUUAAUGUCAGUGGUUGGGUCUGGGUCUGUGUAGUGUGUGACAUAGUGAAACGUGUGUGAGAAAGUAUUGAGACUCAUGACUUGCAGCCACAGGUUUUUAAUCAGGCGCCCAAAAAAGUGCACCCAGAGAGCGACUUGCCCUCUGCAGGUGUCCUUCCGAUGGGACCAAAGUGUCCACCAACAAUUCUUUACCUUUUACUGAGACUCUGUUCAGUAACGUUGCAGUAUUUUUAGUUUUUAAUUUUUAUUUAAACCAUGGCAACUCUGAUCUGUCAGUCAAAACCUCCCCCCGGCAUCUCAGAUGAGUGGUUUCUGUGUGGACCGAUGGCUCUCAGGCAAAGCAGAUUAUGAGCUCACCAUCACCUCCAAAUAAAGAAAAUCCUGGCACAUUUUUAAUGAUUUGACCAAAACAGUAAUUCAUCAUGGACGCCUCAGACUGGCAGAAAGGGGAGAUGUGCCCAGCUACACUGUCACACCCUGUCACGCUGUUAUUCUCUAUGGAUGAUUAUUUUCGAAAUAAUUAUUUCCAUCUGCAGGGAGGUGACAUAUGAAAUUCUCAGUAACAUGUAAUCCUAGUCCAAUACAAAUUGGUUAACAGGGUGGAUGUAAUUGGCAAACCUGUUUAACCCUUUCAUACUGCAUCCCUGAUAGCCAUGUCUGCUUUUAGAAAUUAGAACCAGCAUUUAUGAGGAGCUGAUAAUGAAACUGGUGAUGGAAGGUUGUUGACUGCGUUAGAGUUGCCUGCGUCUUCGCAGUAUGGAUUCAAAUCUCUGUGCAUCUCAGUGGUCCGGUGUAGCUCGCUUUCCGUUCUCGCUUUUCUCCCAUGUUCUCGCAUCAGAUGGUGACGGAAACGGUUAGUUGCUCUGCCACGUUGCCUCCACUUCUCCAGACUGGUGUAAAAGUGAGGGAAAAGGAAGCAAGUGAGAAUGACUUGGACCACUGAGAUUUUGGCGAACACAUGUACAUUUAGAUGCAAUGUAAUAUCACCCCCCCACCCCCCCAUUGCAAUAAAAUGAGGGAUUUUAAACUGGCGGCCGCUGUUUAGAGAAAGGUGGCAGCCCCUCUCUGUCCUGGCUGAUUCAUGUGAGCAGUAGCCCUCAGAAUGGACACCAGUCUAUCAGUGGCCAGAGGGAACCACUGCCCAGCUUUUGUUUUGUUUUGUUUUUUUGUUUUUGUUUUGUUUUUGACAUUUUUAUGUAAAUAUAUUUUUUUCUAUUUUAUUUUUUAAUAAACAUUUUAA